Akanthomyces muscarius is the source of this 2514-nucleotide messenger RNA. RefSeq lists its product as uncharacterized. The coding region runs from base 1 to 2514 and encodes 837 amino acids. Lineage: Eukaryota; Fungi; Ascomycota; Sordariomycetes; Hypocreales; Cordycipitaceae. The transcript has a single exon. The record is from RefSeq and is a predicted model, not a curated record. Gene Ontology annotation, molecular function: triacylglycerol lipase activity.
AUGGCGGCACAAACAAGCACCAGCGGCGCGCCGGCGUCGUCCGCUGCCGCCCGGCCGCCGUAUCCUCCCCACGACCUCACCUCCGACGACGAGGCCAAGGUCGCCGCCGAACAGUCCAUGUACCCCGACCACGACGACGUCCAGGCCGUGCUGCAGCCGGCCAUGAGCCGCGCCGCCAGCCACCUCACCUCGAUCCACACGCCCGCCGUCGAAAAGGUCGCCGCCAUGGAGCGCAUGACGGGCUUCUUUGACGGGCCCUCCGUCGCCGAAGACUCCAACGACGACGACGCCUUUACCACGCCCAAGCAGCGGCCCUCGACGCCCAAGGCCGGUGGCACCGCCGCGGCCGAUCGCAAGAGCUCCCCGCUCGCCGUGCCCAGGCCCUUCAACUCCCAGGACGUGUACAGUAAAACCAAUCGCGCCCAGCAGACAAAGGGCGUCCUGGGCUCGGCCCUGGGGCCCACGCGCCACCAGAGAUCCGGAUCGGCCGGCCAGGAGGCGUUUAAGCGCUUCCAAAAGGUGCUGCCCUCGUUUGGCUCCUCGUCCAGCUUCCUGCCGUCUCUGCCGACCAGGUACUUCAACAACCUCGCCGACUCCAUGCCCAGCAUCAGCAUCGGCGGCCACACCAAAAACGCAAAGUCCGAGACGACAACAGAUGCGUCGCCGCCACCCGCCAUCAAACGGCUGCACGCGCAGGCAACCAUGCCCAACAUGGACCCUCGCGAAAGCUCCGAGUCGUCGUCAUCCCGCUUACACCCACCCCGGUCGGGCUCUCUCCGCCGCACCACCUCGGACGAGAGCAUCCUCUACCACUCCCUCUCGCGACAGUCUUCCCUCGGCGACGACGACCGCUUCCACGACGUCCGCGAAAUGGUCAACAUGCGACUGCUGGCCUUCAAAGACAGCCUGCCCGAUGUGCCCAACUUCAAGAUGCCCUCCCUCGCCAAGCUGCAGGCCACCGCGCGCCGCUCCCAGCUCUCCCUCAACGGCAUCUUCUCCAGCGACUCCAACGUCGACGUCCAGUCGCGCGACCUCCCCCGCGAGCCCAGUGCCACCGCUACCACGACCACUACUUUCGACCAGGACGCGAAGCCAAGAGAUGCCUUUGACGACAUGCUGCAGGACCUCACCGGCGACGUGGUCAUUCUGGGAGGCUAUCGCGGAUCUGUCCUGCGGUCCGCCGAGCCGCCGCAUCACCAGCUCUGGGCCCCCGUGAAGCUCGGCCUCAACCUCCGCAAGGCCGAUCUCGAAGUCGGCCUGAAUGACGAGGACGAAGAGACGAUGCCGGAGCGCAUCAUCCCCUCGGGCAUGCUCAAGAACAUUGGCCCCAUUGACGUGUCCCGCAAGCUCUUCCGCAAGCUCCAGGCCUCGCCCAACGCCCAAUCCGGCCGCUUGCGCGUGUGGGACUUUGGAUACGACUGGCGGCUCAGCCCGCGACGGCUCUCCAAGCACCUGCAGGACUUUCUCGCCACGCUGCCCUCCAACCAGCCAUCAUCCUCUCCAUCCCGGGGCGCCAUCGUCAUCGCCCACAGCCUCGGCGGGCUCAUCACGCGACACGCCGUCAACCAGCGGCCCGACCUCUUCGCGGGCGUCCUGUACGCCGGCGUGCCGCAGCAGUGCAUGAACAUUCUCGGCCCGCUGCGCAACGGCGACGCCGUCCUCUUCAACGAGAAGCUGCUCACCGCGCGCGUCAACUUUUCCAUCCGCACCAGCUUCGCGCUCCUCCCCGAGGACUCGUUCUGCUUCGUCGACAAGGUGUCGGGCGAGCCGUACCUCGUCGACUUUCUCGACCCCAUGAGCUGGGUCCGCCACCGUCUGAGCCCCUGCAUCGAGGCGCCGCUCCCCGCGCUCAACAAGUCGCCCACCUCGUCGUCGUCCUUUGCCUCAUUCCUGCCUCAUUCCUUCUUGCGCCCGCGCAGCGACAGCAAGGGCGGCGACCGCAAGGAAAACGAACUGGACCCCGCCGUGCCGUCCAUGACCACGACGGCCACCUCGCCGCCCGUCGACCGCACCUCGUCUCCCGCGUCCGAGGCUCACCACUCCUCCUCCUCAACCAUCACCGAGGAGGCCUGGCUCGCGUCCGUCGACGACGACCGCCGCCGCAACUACGCCUACCUCAAGCGCACCCUCGCCGACAUGCGGCGGUUCCGCGCCGAGAUGCGCCACGACGCCCGCCACCAGGCCGCCAACGCCUACCCGCCGCUCGCCGUCCUCUACGGCAAGACCAUCCCCACCGUGUGCGCCGCGGGCGUCGCCGGCCCCGCCGGCAUCGCCUGCGCCGACGCCUACGACGACCUCGUCUUUCGCUCCGGCGACGGCGUCGCCCUCGCCAAGGAGGCCAUGCUGCCCGAGGGCUACGCGCUCGUCCGCGGCGGCCGCGUCAGCACCGAGCGCGGCCACAUCACCCUGCUCGGAGACAUGCCCGCGCUGGGGAGGGCGCUGAAGGCGCUGAUACGAGGACGCAGAAAGGGCAUCGGCCUCGGCACCGGUGCGCGUAGACAGGAUUCGCCGUGA